Molecule: messenger RNA, 2364 nt
Organism: Glycine soja
Lineage: Eukaryota; Viridiplantae; Streptophyta; Magnoliopsida; Fabales; Fabaceae
Product: pentatricopeptide repeat-containing protein At3g58590
Exons: 1
Coding region: 81-2279 (732 amino acids)
Biological process (GO): RNA modification
Molecular function (GO): RNA binding; protein binding
Source: RefSeq, a predicted model, not a curated record
CUAAAGAAUUCAAUUGAAAUUAACAACGAAACAAUACUACUAUACUAGUAUCAGUGUGCAACUGCGCAUAAUUUAGCUGCAUGAGUUGCCAUGGACAUGGUUUCCGACAUGGCCAACUCCUCCUCAAUUUACUCGAAGCGUGUUGCACCCUUCGGUCCCUCGAUGCUACGAAAUGUCUCCAUGCACUCUCCAUCACAAUGGGUCACAUUCCAAAGCAAUCUAUUUUCAUCCACAACAACAUCAUCUCCUCUUACAUUGCCCUUGGCGAAGUGCUUAAUGCACGCAAGUUGUUCGACGCUUUGCCCCACAGAACAGUUGUCUCUUACAACACUCUUAUCACCGCUUAUUGUCGACGCGGGAAUGUAGAUGAUGCUUGGAACUUGCUCUGCCACAUGAGGGGGAGUGGUUUUGCUCCUACCCAGUAUACCCUCACUGGGUUGUUGUCGUGUGAGUUGUUGAAUCAUUCUCGGGGUGUUCAGUUGCAGGCAUUGAGCAUUAGAAAUGGACUCCUCGAUGCUGAUGCUUUCGUGGGUACUGCUUUGUUGGGCUUGUUUGGGAGGCUUGGAUGUUGGGAUGAACUGUUUUUGGCGUUUGAAGAUAUGCCCCAGAAGAGCUUGGUGACAUGGAACUCCAUGGUGUCCUUGCUGGCACGUAAUGGGUUUGUUGAAGAGUGUAAGAUUUUGUUUCGUGAUCUUGUGGGGACAGGGAUUUCUUUGUCCGAAGGUUCUGUUGUUGCUGUUUUGUCUGGACUUGUUGAUUCUGAGGAGGAUUUGGAAUAUGGUGAACAGAUCCAUGGCUUAAUGGUUAAAUGUGGAUUUGGUUGUGAAAUCACUGCAGCUAAUUCUCUCAUCAGUGUGUAUGUCAGGUGCAAAGCCAUGUUUGCGGUGGAAAGAUUGUUUGAACAGGUUCCUGUUGAGAAUGUUGUGUCCUGGAAUACAGUCAUUGAUGCUUUGGUAAAAAGUGAGAGACCUAUGAUGGCACUGGAUCUGUUUCUGAAUAUGGCAAGGAGAGGAUUGAUGCCAAGUCAGGCCACGUUUGUUGCUGUUAUUCACUCGUGUACUAGUUUGAGAAACUCAGUAUGUGGAGAAUCUGUCCAUGCUAAGAUAAUCAGGAGUGGUUUUGAAUCUGAUGUUAUUGUGGGUACUGCAUUGGUAGACUUCUACUCCAAAUGUGAUAAAUUUAUUUCAGCUCAUAAAUGUUUUGAUCAGAUAGAAGAGAAGAAUGUGGUUUCUUGGAAUGCUUUGAUAACGGGUUACUCAAACAUUUGUUCUUCCACAUCAAUUCUGUUGUUACAAAAAAUGCUUCAAUUGGGUUAUUCCCCUAAUGAGUUUUCCUUUUCUGCUGUUCUCAAGUCAUCUUCAAUGUCAAACCUUCAUCAGCUCCGUGGUUUGAUUAUUAGAUCAGGUUAUGAGAGUAAUGAAUACGUAUUAAGCUCUCUUGUUAUGGCUUACACCAGAAAUGGUCUCAUAAAUGAAGCACUUUCAUUUGUCGAAGAAUUCAAUAACCCACUUCCUGUAGUCCCAUCUAACAUCAUUGCUGGAAUCUAUAACAGAACUAGCCUGUACCAUGAAACAAUAAAGCUGCUUUCUUUGCUAGAAAAACCUGAUGCUGUAUCCUGGAACAUUGUCAUUUCAGCUUGCGCUCGGAGCAAUAGUUAUGACGAGGUUUUUGCGCUUUUCAAGCACAUGCAUUCUGCAUGCAUCCAUCCAGAUAGUUACACAUUUAUGAGUAUAAUAUCUGUGUGCACCAAACUUUGCCUUCUCAAUUUGGGCAGUUCUCUUCAUGGGCUGAUUAUAAAGACUAAUCUUAGUAACUAUGACACAUUUUUGGGCAAUGUACUAAUUGACAUGUAUGGGAAGUGUGGAAGCAUUGAUAGUUCAGUGAAGGUUUUUGAAGAAAUUAUGUACAAAAAUAUUAUUACAUGGACAGCUUUAAUUACUGCCCUUGGGCUGAAUGGUUUUGCUCAUGAGGCGGUGAUGAGAUUCCAAAACCUGGAAUUGAUGGGGUUGAAACCUGAUGCAUUAGCACUCAGAGCAGUGCUUUCUUCUUGCAGAUACGGUGGAUUAGUAAACGAAGGCAUGGAAAUUUUCAGGCAGAUGGGAACCAGGUAUGGGGUUCCACCAGAACAUGAUCAUUACCAUUGCGUAGUAGACCUCCUGGCUAAAAAUGGACAAAUCAAGGAAGCUGAGAAAAUCAUUGCAUGCAUGCCAUUCCCACCAAAUGCCAACAUAUGGCGUAGCUUCCUUGAAGGUUACAGUAGGCAAGAAAUUGCAAAUUGACUUGUAAAGCAAAACUUUAUUAAUCUUUAGGCAACAAUGCACUGAACAUAUUUUGCUGUUUGGUUUUCCAACCUUCUUUAACUUA